Molecule: messenger RNA, 919 nt
Organism: Nestor notabilis (Kea)
Lineage: Eukaryota; Metazoa; Chordata; Aves; Psittaciformes; Psittacidae
Gene: SLC35B4
Product: solute carrier family 35 (UDP-xylose/UDP-N-acetylglucosamine transporter), member B4
Exons: 9
Biological process (GO): transmembrane transport
Cellular component (GO): endoplasmic reticulum membrane; Golgi membrane
Molecular function (GO): UDP-xylose transmembrane transporter activity; UDP-N-acetylglucosamine transmembrane transporter activity
Source: RefSeq, a predicted model, not a curated record
GCAGUUUCCAGGAUGUGGGAACAUAGUGACAUUCUCCCAGUUCCUAUUUAUUGCAGUGGAAGGCUUCAUCUUCGAAACCAACUUUGGGAGGAAGAAGCCAGCCAUACCAUUAAGGUACUAUUUCACCAUGGUGGCCAUGUUCUUCACUGUCAGUGUGGUGAAUAACUAUGCCCUGAACUUAAAUAUCGCCAUGCCACUGCACAUGAUCUUCAGAUCAGGUUCUCUCAUAGCAAGCAUGGCUCUAGGUAUCAUCAUUUUGAAGAAAAGAUACAGCAUAUCUAAAUACACAUCCAUAGCCCUGGUGUCUGUGGGGAUCUUCACCUGCACUUUCAUGUCUGCCAAGCAAGUGGCAUCUGACUCCAGCUUAAAUGAAGAGGAUGGACUCCAGGUUUUCUUGUGGUGGCUGCUGGGUAUUGCUGCUCUCACCUUCGCCCUCCUCAUGUCUGCCAGGAUGGGGAUUUUCCAGGAGACCCUGUACAAGCAGUUUGGGAAGCACUCCAAAGAGGCCCUUUUUUAUAAUCAUGCGUUACCACUCCCAGGCUUUCUGCUCCUUGCCCCCAACAUCUACCACCAUGCAGUCCUCUUCAGCCAGUCCGAGCCGUUCCAGGUCCCAGUGAUCGGGCUGACCCUGCCAAUCAUGUGGUUCUACCUCCUCAUGAACGUCAUCACUCAAUACGUCUGCAUCCGCGGCGUGUUCAUCCUCACCACGGAGUGCACGUCCCUCACGGUCACGCUGGUGGUGACCCUCCGCAAGUUCGUCAGCCUCAUCUUCUCCAUCCUCUACUUCCACAACCCCUUCACAGCCUGGCACUGGCUGGGCACUGCCUUUGUCUUCGUGGGGACUCUCAUGUACACCGAGGUGUGGAACAGCCUCGGGCCCUUCCUGGCUCGCUGGAGGAAGAGGCCAAAGGAGGAGUAA